Molecule: messenger RNA, 1274 nt
Organism: Eruca vesicaria subsp. sativa (arugula)
Lineage: Eukaryota; Viridiplantae; Streptophyta; Magnoliopsida; Brassicales; Brassicaceae
Source: the annotation of a GenBank genome assembly
GGGGAGAGAGAGAAAGAGAGAAAGAGAGUCUGAAACACACCAAAAAAAAGAGACCUGAGGCGCACGAUUUUGAUUGAUCUCUGCCCCGAUUCAUCUUUUUUACGAUAUGCCGCCGAACGGAGAUCUAGACCGUCAGAUCGAACAUCUGAUGGAGUGUAAACCUUUAUCGGAGGAUGACGUGAAGACGCUCUGCGAACAAGCCAAGGCCAUCCUCGUCGAGGAAUGGAACGUUCAGCCCGUGAAAUGCCCCGUUACCGUCUGCGGCGAUAUCCACGGACAGUUCUAUGACCUCAUCGAGCUUUUUAGAAUCGGUGGUAACGCCCCCGAUACGAAUUACCUCUUCAUGGGUGAUUAUGUAGACCGUGGCUACUAUUCAGUGGAGACAGUUUCUUUAUUGGUGGCGCUGAAAGUUCGUUACAGGGAUAGACUUACAAUCUUGCGAGGGAACCACGAGAGUCGGCAGAUUACUCAAGUAUAUGGUUUUUAUGACGAAUGUUUGAGGAAGUACGGAAACGCAAAUGUCUGGAAGUAUUUCACUGACCUUUUCGAUUAUCUUCCUCUUACUGCCCUUAUCGAGAGUCAGGUUUUCUGUUUGCAUGGAGGGUUAUCACCUUCUUUGGAUACACUUGAUAAUAUCCGAAGCUUGGAUCGCAUACAGGAGGUUCCACACGAAGGACCAAUGUGUGAUUUACUAUGGUCUGAUCCCGAUGAUCGAUGUGGGUGGGGAAUAUCUCCACGAGGUGCUGGUUAUACAUUUGGACAAGAUAUCGCAACUCAGUUUAACCACAACAAUGGACUCAGUCUCAUAUCAAGAGCACAUCAGCUUGUCAUGGAAGGUUUUAACUGGUGUCAGGAUAAGAAUGUGGUGACGGUGUUUAGUGCACCAAACUAUUGCUACCGGUGUGGAAACAUGGCAGCCAUUCUAGAGAUAAGUGAGAACAUGGAGCAGAACUUCCUUCAGUUUGAUCCAGCUCCAAGACAAGUCGAACCAGAUACUACCCGUAAGACCCCUGAUUAUUUUUUGUGAUUUAUUUUUGUAUUUUUUUUUCUAAGUUGAGUUCGAGUUUCCCUCAAAAAAAAAGAAAAAAACAUCAUUUUUGUUGUUGUUGAUGUGAUUGCUGAGAACAAAGUUUGUAGGAGAAGCGUCUAUAUAUAGAAUAGUGUCUUCUCAUUCCACUUGUUACUACAUAGAAGAAUGAGGUUCCGAAACCUUCCUGCCAUUUUCAUUUCAGUUUCGUUUAUAAAAUAUGAGUUUGAUACUGAUUCAAAGUUCC